Messenger RNA from Manihot esculenta (cassava), 1718 nucleotides. RefSeq names its product oxidation resistance protein 1. NCBI's taxonomy places the organism in Eukaryota, Viridiplantae, Streptophyta, Magnoliopsida, Malpighiales, Euphorbiaceae. The transcript is spliced from 8 exons. The coding region runs from base 210 to 1256 and encodes 348 amino acids. The record is from RefSeq and is a predicted model, not a curated record.
UCCUUAACUUUCUGUCUGUCUCUCUCCUUCCUCACCACCGACGAACUCUCUCUCUCUCUCUCUCUGCCUUUGAGAAUCCAAAAACAAAAGAGAAAACACAAGCUCGAUCGUCUUACGAGAUAAUCCCAAUCGUCUUCUAAAUUUUUUCACACAACUUUUAACUAUAUGCUUAAAUUUACAGAACAGGUCGCUAUAAGAUUUUAGAGAAUAUGCAUACAUUGAAAGAAAAAGUCUCAAACCAGCUCUCCCGUUUCUUUGGUGAAUCUCAAAAUUCUUCUUCUUCUUCUUCUUCUUCUCCUCCUCCUCUUGACCCUCCCUCUUCAUCACCCGAUUCCCAGGCCGGGUCGUUCUCUAAUGGGGGGAAAUCAGUUUCUUCAUAUUUUCCCUUCACGGUCCCUUCAUUAAACUUUGGUAGGUCUCGAUCAAACAAAUACCAAGAAGAGUUAAAACCAAUUAAAUCACUGCUUGUUACAUGGGGUCUUAAAGGCUUCAAACCGGAAGAUGAGCACUCAGUUAGUUAUCAUGAAUGCAACACCAUAUCUGAGGAUGAAAACUUACAAAAUUUUAGUGAAGACAGCAAAGAAAGCAUUGAAGUUAGUGUCAACAAACAAACAGAUAAAACCCUUGACAGCAAUGAGGUGAGUGCCUCUGGAAGGAGCAGUAGUGAUAGUGAUAUAUUUGAGGAAGCACGAGAGCAGCAAACUCCAUGUAGCCCAGUGCUCCAUCUCAUGGUCGAGUCAACUUUUAUUUCCUCUGAAUUAUACGAAUUCUUGCACGCUUCCCUUCCUAACAUAGUGAAGGGAUGCCAAUGGGUUUUGUUAUAUAGUACGUUAAAGCAUGGAAUAUCACUCCGGACACUUAUUCGCAAGAGUGCAGAUCUUCCUGGGCCCUGUGUGUUGAUUGUUGGUGAUAGACAAGGUGCUGUAUUUGGUGGUCUGCUAGAAUGUCCAUUGAAACCUACACCCAAGAGAAAAUAUCAGGGGACAAACCAGACAUUUGUAUUUACAACUAUAUAUGGUGAACCAAGGCUGUUUAGAGCAACUGGCGCCAACCGAUAUUAUUACAUGUGUUUGAAUGACUUACUAGCACUUGGUGGUGGCUGUAACUUUGCUUUGUGCUUGGAUGGAGACCUGUUAAAUGGAACUAGUGGACCUUGUGAAACAUUUGGGAACCUAUGCCUGGCCCACCAACCAGAAUUUGAAUUAAAAAAUGUGGAGCUUUGGGGGUUUACACAUUCAUCAAAAUUCCUUUCCUGACGCAAGGAGAUGGAAGCUUGUCAUUUUAUCUUCAUUGAUUAUUCGUGAUGUCAUUCAUUAUUCUUUCAAUUAUGAAGUGCUAAUUAUUGGCAAUAGCUACUGGUAAAUGCUAUGAAUUUCUGCAGCGGAAUUCAUUACUUGCUAUCAAGGAGUGCUGCAGUCUAAAGUUGAUGGCCUUUAGAAUGGAUAUCCCUCUUUCAAAUACGUAGUGAACUGUAAUUUGCCCAGCUGUAUUGUUGUAAAAUUAGGUAAGGGAGUGCAGCUAUUGUAAGGCAGGGGAAAAAAAGAGGAGGAACCAGUGGGCACAUAGAUGUUUAUCUUUAGUAUGGUUUUAACAUAUUUGAGAGUUUUUCUGAUUAUUAUAUCAGUAGGUUCAUUUGGGUGAUUUCUUCUCCCUUGGGUUCAUUUGAUCAAAUAUAUAUUGAUGGCAGAUUUGUUCAAAUUGAAAAAAAUUAUUGUAUA